AUGGCGAUUGGCCUUCUGCUUUGGCUGUUACUGGCCAAGGGUCUUGCCUUGGAGGGUGUUGUGGGAGUCACAUUUUCUUCUAGGCUCGUUCACCGUUUCUCUGAGGAGGCUAAGGUUCAUCUGGCUUCAAAAGGCAACUGUUCUGCGCUUCAAUCGUGGCCUAAGAGGAACAGCUCUGAGUAUUUCAGGUUGCUUCUUAGAAGUGACGUGACACGGCAGAGAAUGAGGCUUGGCUCGCAGUAUGAAACUCUGUACCCUUCUGAAGGAGGCCAGACCUUCUUCUUUGGCAAUGUGCUUUAUUGGUUGCAUUACACAUGGAUUGACAUAGGGACUCCAAAUGUUUCAUUUCUUGUUGCAUUGGAUGCUGGAAGUGACAUGCUUUGGGUUCCCUGUGACUGCAUUGAGUGUGCUUCCUUGUCUGCUGGUAAUUACAACGUGUUGGAUAGGGAUCUGAAUCAAUAUAGACCAUCAUUAUCCAACACCAGCAGACAUUUGCCUUGUGGUCAUAUGUUGUGUGAUCAACAACCCUUUUGCAAAGGCUCUAAGGAUCCUUGCGAGUAUAAUGUUCAGUAUGCCUCUUAUAAUACAUCGAGUUCUGGAUUCCUAUUUGAAGACAAACUACAUUUGACAUCUGAUGGCAGACACGCUGUACAAAAUUCUGUGCAAGCCUCUAUCAUUUUGGGUUGUGGAAGGAAACAAAGUGGUAUUUAUUUACAAGGAGCUAGUCCUGAUGGUGUUCUAGGGCUAGGACCUGGAAACAUUUCAGUCCCAAGUUUACUGGCAAAGGCGGGACUUACUCAGAAUUCUUUUUCAAUUUGUCUUGAUGAGAAUGAAUCUGGGAGAAUCAUCUUUGGUGACCAAGGUCAUGUCACCCAACAUUCUACACCAUUCUUGCCCUUAAACGGGGAAUUUACUGCCUAUAUGGUUGAAGCAGAAAGCUUUUGUGUUGGGAGCUUAUGUCUCAAGGAAACUAGAUUUCAACUACUUAUUGACACUGGAUCUUCUUUCACAUAUCUUCCCAAUGAAGUUUAUCAAAAAGUUGUAAUGGAGUUUGACAAACAAGUAAAUGCAGCCAGGAUUAUUCUCCCAGAAUGGGAUUACUGCUAUAAUGCCAGUUCACAGGAGUUGAUUAACAUUCCCCCAUUGAAACUUGCUUUCUCUAGGAAUCAAACCUUUCUAUUUCAGAAUCCUAUUUUUACUGGUCUUGCCAGUCAGGAACAGCACUACACCCUCUUUUGUUUGCCCAUAACUCCUAUCGAUGAGGACUUUGCUACCAUUGGACGUGAGUAUACCGCUGCCUACCCUAUUGAGUGUUGCCUUUCAUUUGCCACUCUUGUUUCAGAGAACUACCUGAUGGGUUAUCGCAUGGUCUUCGAUAGAGAGAACCUGCGGUUUGGCUGGUCCAGAUGGAAUUGCCAAGAUAGAGCAAGUUUCAAAUCACCUUCCAAUGGUGGAUCACCAAACCCUUUACCGGCAAAUCAGCAGCAGAGUGUCCCUAAUGCUCGUGCUGUGCCACCCGCCAUUGCCGGACACGCCUCCCCCAAACCCUCUGCAGCAACAGCUGGAGUGACCUCUAGGCAUUCCUUAGUUUUAUUGUUACUACUGAUAUGUGACCUUUGGCUUUUAUCUUGUUAA
Molecule: messenger RNA, 1635 nt
Organism: Sphenostylis stenocarpa
Lineage: Eukaryota; Viridiplantae; Streptophyta; Magnoliopsida; Fabales; Fabaceae
Source: the annotation of a GenBank genome assembly